AUGUCGAAGCCAUCGCAGGUGGCAGAUUCGUCCGAACGUACCUCAGUACCUGACGGCCUCUUCCAUGCCCGACCUGAAGCCAGAAGCGUCACGCCAAUUACGGGGGAUUCAACGCCUCUCCACGGCCCAUCUCGCUCGAUUGCAGUUGAUGCAAUUCUCAAUCCCCCCGCAAACCCCUCCUUUGGGUCACCGUCUCACACUGGCCAAGGCAGCACAUUGGAAUCCCCCACCUUAUCAACAUCACCCUCUCCAUCGCCAUCUCCGGGGGUUGCACUCUCGCAAACUGAUCCAGCGCGCUUCCGCCUUGACAAGUCAGCCUCACCGAGAAAUCAGCAACAGCGGGCGUUUACUCCGCGAUCACCUGCUCUUAAUGCUGGAGGCGUAGGCAGCCGAUACACGCCGCUUCCUGGUACUAUGGAUGUAGCGCAUUUUCCUUUUCUUCGGUCCCCGCCUCCUCAAAGCAGCUCAAUCCUGCAGCCUAAUAGUUUCAAUUACCAUCCGCCAAACCUGGUGUCGGAUCCACGGGUUCCUCAAACGCAACCGCAGCCACUAUCUCAAGAAACAAGCCCCAGCACACCACAUUCAUCCUACAGUCCAUUUCCGCAGGGUUCACCAGCACAUCUAUUGCAUCAGCCAUUAGCUAUUCCCCAAGCUGGACUACCUUCAUUUGUGCCGCACCAGAUGCCCGUUGAUGCUACCCAAGGUUUAAUUCCGGUUACCAUUGAUAUGGAUUCGGGAUCAAGAAAGGCGGCAGUCAAGCGUCAGAAAAACAGCUGCGCUUCUAAGAGGUUUCGCGAAAGAAAGAAGGCAACCGAAGAUGAGCAGAGGCGCAUUAUUGAGCGAUUUCAAGAAGAAAUAAAACAGCUAAAGCAAAUUGCAGUGUUCUAUAGAAACGAGCGCGACUAUUAUCGAGACUACGUAGCUAGGAUUCCUGGAGCACAUAUAUCACAGCGUCCAGUCUCUCCCAAGUUUCGGGAGCACGCCCCACUUCAGCAGGUGUCGGAUUCGGAAUCGGACGAUAGGCGGAUCUCUGGUCGCAAUGUUCGACCUCGAACAGAAUCAUCGAGUUCGCGGAAGUCUCUGCCUGCCACCCUUCAGCCUGUGGUAUACAAUUCUCCAGGAUAUCCGCUUGGCCCACAGAGUCCAUGGGCAACUGUCGCUCAAGGUGCAAUGCCGUCGGAGCUUCCACAACAGUUCCAAGCGCCUCUUCACCCAACUUACCAACCGCCCCCCUCUCAGCCUCCUCCGAGAGGGUAA
Messenger RNA from Ophidiomyces ophidiicola, 1257 nucleotides. RefSeq lists its product as uncharacterized. Gene Ontology annotation, molecular function: DNA-binding transcription factor activity. The coding region runs from base 1 to 1257 and encodes 418 amino acids. The record is from RefSeq and is a predicted model, not a curated record. Lineage: Eukaryota; Fungi; Ascomycota; Eurotiomycetes; Onygenales; Onygenaceae. Gene Ontology annotation, biological process: regulation of DNA-templated transcription. The transcript has a single exon.